AUGGAGUGUUCUGUCUGUCACAAUCACCUCACGCAAGAACAAGGCGUGCAUUGCCCAUCGUGCGCUCGCGCUCUCCUCUACAAUGUACGAACCGAACUCGCCAAAGUCUUACUCGAGAAGGAGGAACUCGGUCGCAAAGUUGCAGCAAUUGUGGGCCCUGAGCCGGACCCUUCCCAGCCUCUUGAUGAGGAGACUGCCGCAAUGAGAAGAGCAUGGCAAGCCCAGUGUGCCCGCAAUGAUGCACAAGAGAGCCGAGACCAGAAUGCAGAAAUGGAGCGUGCCUUGGCGCAGACGCAGAAGGAACUCGCAGAGAAGAAGGCAAAAGCGCAGGCUAUGAGAGAGCAUCUUGCUCAGAAACGAGCCAAUAUCGCUGCUGCCAAAGAGGCUCUAGCACGAGGCGACAAGAAGAAGUACGAAGAACUCCGGGAAGCCUACAACAAGCUGAAAGGUCAACACGACGCCGUUCAUGAGAAGAUCGUCGAAUCCAAAGAGGCGCUGUGUCGUAAGGCUGCCGAUCUGCUAAAAUUGCAACACACAAAGAAGAAAACCAAAGAUGGUAAGAUUAAGGAUCGAUACACCAUCGCUGGUCUCUUGCUGCCGGAUCUGAGAGACAUCAACAACAUACGCUGCACGGAACUGACUGCGGCCAUUGGAAGUGCCGCUCGUCUCGUUGUACUCUGCGCUUUCUAUCUUGGUAUCAGACUUCCGGCCGAGAUCACUCUUCCUCACCCCGACUAUCCACUUCCUACGAUCAACACACCGCUCACGUCCUAUGCCGGACAGCGCGUCUCGUUCCCUGGCAGCGGUUCUAGUCUCUCAGCACCUGGCAGUCCUACGGCAUCUCGAAUGGAUCUCAGCUCAUUCCCACGCCCCCGUCCGCUCUUCAUUGGCUCUGACAACCACGAAGAAGUUGUUGCGCAAUUGUCAAAGAAAGAGCCGCUUGCGUUCAGUUUCUUCUUGGAAGGCGUCUCGCUUCUUGCUUGGGACAUUGCUUGGCUUUCCCGCAGUCAAGGAUUCUUGGCUGGAACUGAGAGAUGGGAGAAUGUUUGUGACUUUGGUCGCAACCUGCACCAAAUGAUCCUUGGUCCACCACAGUCUCCGGCAACCUUCCGCGCCCUCACUCAGCGAGAUAUCCAAACUCGUCAACGUCGUUCUCAGAGCACAUCGUCCCCUACCCGUGAGAAUGUCACCAUCACUGGCCGUCUUGGCUCUCAGUCUCAUACGUCUGCGCACACCCACCUUGGUCGAGCAUCUGACAACCAGAUCCCUGCCUGGCGUCUGAACAAAUACACCACGAUCGUCGACCCCUUGAAGAAGCACCUACUCACGGAGAUGAACAACGCCGAGUGGGAACUCCUGACGGAGCAAGAGUGGGAUGACGGCGGAGAGAAGAUGGACGAGGCAGUGUUCAUCAAGACCCGGGCGAUGGACGGAAAGGGGUAUGACGAUGCUAGAAGCAUCAUGACCACGACGACCGCCCCCCAGGUGGCUGGUACCGGUGGAGAGGAGGGCGGUGCCCGGGGCAAGGGCAAGAGUGGCUGGACCAAGGUUAAGAGCCGUUAG
Molecule: messenger RNA, 1563 nt
Organism: Capronia coronata CBS 617.96
Lineage: Eukaryota; Fungi; Ascomycota; Eurotiomycetes; Chaetothyriales; Herpotrichiellaceae
Exons: 2
Coding region: 1-1563 (520 amino acids)
Biological process (GO): SNARE complex assembly
Cellular component (GO): endosome; lytic vacuole
Molecular function (GO): SNARE binding
Source: RefSeq, a predicted model, not a curated record